Molecule: messenger RNA, 2325 nt
Organism: Phymastichus coffea
Lineage: Eukaryota; Metazoa; Arthropoda; Insecta; Hymenoptera; Eulophidae
Product: dynein axonemal intermediate chain 1-like
Exons: 5
Coding region: 1-2325 (774 amino acids)
Biological process (GO): cilium movement
Cellular component (GO): axonemal dynein complex
Molecular function (GO): dynein heavy chain binding; dynein light chain binding
Source: RefSeq, a predicted model, not a curated record
AUGCUGCGGACGCAGAGUGGAGCCGACCGGGCGAGCAGCCCGAAGGCGCAUCGCCCGCCGACGCGGCAGGUGCGCCCGCAGCGGCACGGGAGCAGGUCGAGCCAGCGCCCGCGAGACGAGCCCGAGCGAGCGCCUCCGCUCGCCCAGCAGCAGCAGCAGCAGCAGCAGCAGCAGCAGCAGCAGCAGCAGCAGCAGCAGCAGCAGCAGCAGCAGCAGCAGCAGCAGCGCCAUCGCUCGACGACGACGGCGACGGCGAUGACUAUCCUGCAGCGACGGGAGCAGCUGCGCGUCUUCGACGAGGACGGCGAGGACGUGACGCCCAAAACGCUCGUGCACCCCGAGUACGCGGCGACUAAGCGCACGGCCUUCGACGCGAUCGCGGCGCUGGCUUGGUCGGCGUCGGUGCUCGGCGCCCAGCCCCAGACCCGUAGGCCCAGCCUGGCCACCGUCUCGUCCUUUUUCUCGGUCUACACGUUGGACGAGAUCCUCGCGGCCAGGGCCGGGCAGCGCAGCGACAGCCUGCUCGGCUCGCCGGGCGGCUCCGCGCGCGGCCUCGAGCCGCCGCCGCCGCCGCCGGGGGACGGCGACAGCGACGCGCCCUCGCAGUACCACCUGUCCAGGAUCGAGUCGCGAGAGCGACUGUCGCCGGGACAGCGCGUGACGCUGCGCCUGCGCGAGACCGAGACGCUGUUCCUGUUCGAGCUGGCCCAGCUGACCGAGGACGCGGACACGGAGGCGGGCGCGGCGGCGCUCGCCGACAACCGGCGCUACGCGCGGCUGCGCGGCGGCGCCGGCCGCAAGAGCGUUCACGCCGAGAGCCAGACGCCGCAGGUCUACGCGAGGAGCAGGGCGAGCUGCGCGCCGCGCCAGGCGCGCAAGAACCGGGCGACCCACGUCAACGAUUGGGUGAUGCACGACGACCGGCAGGACCGGCAGGACCGGCAGGACCGGCAGGACCGGCAGGACCGCCAGCUGGCGCGGCUCGGCGAGCGCGCCGAGUUCGAGGAGGCGGCGCGCGUCGCGCUGCGCAUCCUCGCCAGCCGCGACUUCGGCGCGGCGCAGAGGCGCUUCGCCGGCCUCCUCCGCCAGGACCCGUGCGACCCGGGCCUGUGCCUCGUCUACGCCCCGGAGCUGCUUUGGCGGCACGUCAGCCCAAGGACCCGCGGCCGGGCCGUGGCGGCGUUCCGCUGGAACCCCGCCAACCGCAGCCUGCUGGCCGUGGGCUACGAGGCCCGCGGCGGCGCCGCGGACGACGGCCGCCCACGGGGAUCGGUGCUCGUCUGGUGCGCCAAGAACCCGGCCGAGCCGGACCGCUUCUACGAGUUCGAGAGCGCCGUCAGCGACCUCGACUGGAGCGGCACGAGGCCGCACCUCCUGGCGGUCGGCUUCCACGACGGCGACGUCCGCGUGAUCGACGUCAGCGGCAGCCGGCUGAGCGUGGCGUGGCGCGCCGGGGCCGGGCCGGCGCCCGCCUUCGAGCCCCACUGGCAGGUGCAGUGGUGGCCGGCGGACGACGAGCCGGGGCCAUCGCCGGCGCCUCGCGAGCAGCUGUUCACGAGCAACCGGGACGGCCGGAUCUGCUGCUACCCGCCCAGCGAGGAGUUCGCGGCUCGCGAGAUCUUCCGCUUGCAGCGGAUCGAGGGCAGGAUCCCCGGGGUGCCGAGGGUCGGUCACUGUCUCGCCAACGAGGUGCCGCUGAACAGGCAUCCGGGCGCGCUGCUUCUCCGCCGGUGGCCCGGUCGACCCGGCGGUUACCUCAUCGGCACCGACGAGGGCUGCGUGCUCAGAUGCUCCAUCGCUCAGCCGCACACUCAGGUCGGCGUUGCCUUUUUGGCGCACGACGGCCCGAUUUACAGCCUCGAGUUCUCGCCCUUCUGCGAUCGACUGAUACUCACUUGUGGCGCCGACUGGACCGCUAGAAUAUGGGCCGACGGUCUGGAGGAGCCGUUGCUCAAGUUCUCCACCAAGAUGGCCUGCGUCAAUGCGGCCGCUUGGAGCCCCUGUCAUUCCACGAUUUUCGCUUACGCCGUGGAGGACGAGAUAUGCAUCUGGGACUUGAGACGCAAGUCCCACGGACCGGCUUCGGUGACGAAGGUAGCAUCGUCCAAGACGACCGUCGUCAAAUUGGAAUUCACGCACAGCGGCGAGCAGCUUGUCGCCGCUGACGACCAAGGUGUCGUUCACGUGUACGGUCUUACGGGGAUGCCACUGCCUCCUCUCGACCAGACUCGGACACUCGUCGACGCUCUGCGCCAAGCUCUCGUUACCAAGCCCGAGCUUUUUAAGAAACUUCAGAAACUUGGCUCGCCUUUCGACAAGUCGUGA